This is a messenger RNA of Vigna unguiculata (cowpea), 546 nucleotides long. RefSeq names its product F-box/kelch-repeat protein At3g23880-like. Lineage: Eukaryota; Viridiplantae; Streptophyta; Magnoliopsida; Fabales; Fabaceae. The record is from RefSeq and is a predicted model, not a curated record.
AUGGAGCGCGAUUAUGGGGUCUUAGGUGUUUGUAAUGGUUUGGUAUGCAUACAACAAGUACGUGGUUGUUUUGGGAAAGAAAGAGAACUUAUAGAAUACGGCUUUCAUAUUCACAAUCCAGCCAUUCAAGUCAUCUCUGAAGAUAAUCCCCCACAUGUUCGUCUUCAUUGGGGGGCGAAUUAUAAGUGUCCGUAUAUGUUUGGUUUUGGCUACGAGGAAAAGGAGCGUACCUACCAAAUUGUGUUUUUGGAAACUCACACAAAUGACUAUAAGAAACAGGAUAUAAAAGUUUGCAGUUUAGGGGGCGCUUGGACAACUGUGUUAACAUGUGAGGCUAUUUCCGCUGUUUUUCCUGAUGGUAUAUGUGUGAGUAGUACUUUAUGCUGGUUGGCAUGUCCCAGAUUCUUUCGUGGUGAUCCAAGAACAAUCUUUAAAGUGAAGGAGUUAAGGAUAUUCUCUUAUGAUCUCAAAAACAAGACAUGUAGGUAUUUGUCUAUGCCUGUUGGCGCCUCAGAAGUGGAACAUACUUAUCGCUUUGAGGGUUGA